This is a messenger RNA of Annulohypoxylon maeteangense, 1796 nucleotides long. RefSeq lists its product as uncharacterized. Lineage: Eukaryota; Fungi; Ascomycota; Sordariomycetes; Xylariales; Hypoxylaceae. The coding region runs from base 114 to 1721 and encodes 535 amino acids. Gene Ontology annotation, biological process: spliceosomal snRNP assembly. The transcript is spliced from 2 exons. Gene Ontology annotation, cellular component: SMN complex; nucleus. The record is from RefSeq and is a predicted model, not a curated record.
UUUAAGUUCCCAGGCUCCCACUCUUCAUUUUCCAAUCCAGACGUUGACUGCGCAUCAACGUAACUUUUACAAAACAUCACACCGAUUCAUCUCAAAUCACUAGAAUACAGGUCAUGAAGUCGAGAAAACGUACCGCCGACAAUGAGGGCGGGAAUGCCUACAAGAGACAUCGAAAUCCACAGUACUCCGGAGGGACAAAGACAAACUCAACUAUGGACCCGAAUUACGGCCAACGAAGCGCCUUUGGUGACUUCGAGUGUCUUACGACUGUGCCAACUGGAGACAGUGAUCUAGACUGGGAGGAUGACUCCGACGCUUUAUCAUAUCUUAAAUCUGUACGAACCCAGGCAUCCGCAAUCCCACACGUCCUCGCCGCGAGCAAAGCUGGCCCGCAACUGCCUCCUCAAUUUGCAGCCCAAUCUACAAAUGGAAGUCUGCAAGGUGGAGCAGAAAACAUCGACCGGAGUAUUUAUAAAGAUGGCACAGGCGAUUUUAGAGGAUACUAUCAUGAUGGAGCGUAUACCGCAUACCCGUCAGGCUACUUUGAUAAAGAGGAGGACACGGAUGAAGAACAAGACGGAGACUAUGAUGAAGCAAAUCAAGACUACGAGGAGGGCGAAGAAGGCGAAAACCUCGAGCUAAACUACGACGAAGAUAGUAGUCUUGAAUCCGACAGCGAAGGGCGCCCACACAACAGCAACGUAGACGAGAUCCGCGACGCGUACUUUGCCUCUCUCACGAACCAAUAUCUAGCCUUACGCCAGAUCCUACAAACCGACCCUCCACACGACGUAUUAUUGUCCCUCCCCAAAUCGAAUCCAACCGAAGUACGCGAAUUCGGCUCCCGAUCCGACACCUUCCCCAAGUGGGCUGGUCGAAUCCGGGGCACGGACCCACUGCCUGCCCAAGUCGCCGGCAUGCGCAAGGAAGGCGUGAUCCGGCUCCUACGCAUCAUCCUUGGUGGCAAGUUCCUGCGCAAGAAGCAGACUCUCUGGGAGCGCACUAGCAGGUGGAUAUGGGCGCUGCUAGCGCGCCUGCCCGAGAGGGGCGAGCUAGACUACCAGGAGAUUGGGUACAUCCGCGAAUUGGGUAAGAGGGCGGUUUUAUUGAUGGUUAGCUUGGUCGAGAUGGAGGUUCUGAAAGAGCAUUAUGACGUCGGCGAUAGUAGCGCCGAGAGUCUGGGUGAGCCUGAAAUCGACGACGAAGGCAUUGACGAGGAAUUGAGCCCGGAAGGAUUUGAUGAGUUUGAUGACGUGGAAGAGGAGGCCACAGCUACGAACGCCAAAAACGCCCAGCCAAAAAUAGUUACCGAGGCCGGAGCUUCAGUUCCCAAAGAAGUGGCGGAGGAAUUAUCGGACGUCGAGAUGCAGAUUGAUUCGGACUCGGAGGCAGAGGAUGGGGAAGUAUCUGAAGUACCCCAAAAUCAAGCAGAAGAAUUAUCGGCUGACAUAGAGACGGCCAAGGCUCGGCUCCUGCGCCAGCUUGGCGCGACGGACGAGGAAGAGGACGCGGAAGCCGUAAUCCCCGAACCUGAAACCACGGACCUCAUGGAUGAAGCCUUUGCCGCCCUCGCAGCAGACGAAGAAGUUCAGAAGAAAGAGGAACGCCAGAGAGCUAAGAUCAACGAACGCGCCACUCUGAACAUGAUCCUUACUGUAGCCGGUGAGUUCUACGGCCAGAGAGACCUUCUCGAGUUCCGCGAUCCGUUUGGCGGGCUUUAGGUCGAGUAGUAGGUAGACCAAACCCAUAUUGUGACCAUACAUUCAUGUGAUCAGACUGUUCUAUACAUAGCACUC